Tetranychus urticae (two-spotted spider mite) is the source of this 9911-nucleotide messenger RNA. Lineage: Eukaryota; Metazoa; Arthropoda; Arachnida; Trombidiformes; Tetranychidae. The record is from RefSeq and is a predicted model, not a curated record.
UUACCAUUAAACUGUUUUGUCAUCUCGUCUCUUUACCUCCUCUUGAAUCGAGCAAAACAAAAUAAAAGCCGGAGCUUUCCUCAUCUCGUUCUGGUUUCCCAAUCCUAGCAAUAUUCAUUUGCUUUCAAUUACCCAAUCCAACCUUCCUUCUUGGAUAAACCAGCAUUCAUUCCCUGGCAAGUGCAACUUGCUCUUCUAACAGAUCUGUUCAAGUCUCGGUUGCCUUGAGUUGUAUGUUUACCGGUUCGAGAUAUAUACACAUUGAUGACCACACCCAUUGUCAGUUAAAUUGUUACAGUUAACCCAUCUGAUGAAUUAGUCAAUGGUUAAUCCCAUUCUGUGAAAAAAGGAAAAGUAAAACAAUUAAUAGAUUGUAAUAAAUGGAAAUGGCAAACAGUGAGAUAACAGCUCUUCCAGGCUGCUAUUUACUGGUAAUCUUAGGUGAACCACUUUGUGAAAAUCAUAAGGAAAAGAUACUUCAACGAGUGGCUAAAGGCCUAUUAUCAUGGAAUACCGAAGAGACUCAAUGUGAUUUGAAACAUUUAGAGCAAGUCUGCGAUAAUUUGAAAACCAGUCAAAAGUCAUCUGGUAAAACAGAACUUUUACUUCAACAUUCAACCGAUAAACUUGCUGUUGAGGUUUUAUUUAAUCCUCAGAUAUUCACCUUAAAGCAAUGUCUUCGCAAUUUACUUCUCUCACCAACUGGCCACAAGCAUGUUAUUCAUGCCGGUUACUCGUUUACUGUAAGUGGAUCAUGGAUAUUACAGGAUGGCAUCUUUCGAUUUCACGAUUUUGUCGAUGAACUGAGUGAUCCUGGUGUAACCAAGGUUUUAUCCCUUUACCCACCUGGAUGCUCGCUCAAGAUGCAUCUUCAUUGUUCACCAACUGGUGAUUGGGUUACCAAUAACCUGGAGAAUCAGGCUUUCUCUCAUUUCAUGCACCUUUCUCUUAACCCACCGGACAGUCCAAAUGGUGUUCCUGGAGCCUCCAGUUUAUUGGAGUUCAUUGAAGGUUCUUUGGAAACUCUUGAAGGAGAAGAGAAACUGGAACCAUCGCCAUUGAUUGGUAACAUUAGAUUUGAACGACCCACUAUGUACAUUUUUCCUAGUGGUCAAGGUGACUGUUCCCUUUUUGGUGUAACUGGAUUCACCAUGUUGAUUGAUGGAGGUUUCACACGAUUCCCUUGUUUUUGGAAAUUUGUUCGUCAUAUUGAACGCCUUGAUUCCAUCAUGAUAACUCGAAUAAACGAGUCUAAUCUUUGGGGAAUAUUGUCUUUGUUGCGUGGUAAACAAGAGUCCUCUUUGUAUCUCAAGAUUGGUUAUGUUUUCUGUAACAUUGUUGAUAAAUCGAUUAAUAGUUCAGAGGAAGGCGUUAACAGUGAAAAUGGUGGAGUUGCAAGCAUUCAAUCGAACCCAAAUGAUUUAACAAUCAGUAUAAUUGAAGUUGGCAAUGAAAUAGCCUCUAGACUGAAACGGAUUGGCUGUAAUCCUCACCAGUGUCUUCGAGAUCCCACUCCAACACAAUUAACCUUGUACCACAAGGUUGGCCAUGGAACAUUGGAAAUGUUCAUUUUGAGUCCACCUCGAGACAGUAGAUUGUUGAAAGACUUUUUGGCUCAUUGGAGCUCAAAUAAGGAUAGUCUUCCGGUUGUGAGGACUCGAUCAGCUUGCAAGAAUGGUGGACAAUCAGGUCAAGAUAUAGCCAUUCCAAUUUCUGAUGUCAUGUCCAUUUGUUGUCUCCUCAUUUGGAAGCCUUCUAAUCCCAAUGAUAGAAUCACGCGUAUUCUGUUCCCUGGAAGCGCUCCUCAGAGUCAAAUAAUGGAAGGCUUGGCUUCACUCAAAGAUUUGGAUUUACUUCAGAAAAGAGUUUGCACAGCAUCUUCUCUCAAACAAUCGAAAAGUAAAUCAACUGUUAAAUCAACUGUUCGAAUCUCUGAGACUAGUUCUUCAACUGCUACUCAAAAGUUAUCUACUCGUUACAGAUCAGUUUCUCCAUCCAUGAGAAAAACUCGUGUACCUUAUGCUAAACAAUCAUCCACUGAAGUUGGUGAUAAAGGCGGUGAUAGCUCUGAGUCACAAUCAUCACCAGUGAAACGAAAGUUAAUCCCUGCAACAAACCAUCAAACAGAAACCUCAAGAGUCACUAGAGUGUCGACUCGGGAAUCUGUUAAAAAGACUGCACAUGAAGAGAAAAAAUCAGCUAAAAAUGUUACCGAAAAGAAGGCCAAGACUAGAACUAGUAGCACAACCCGAUCAACAACAAACAAAGCUACUUCCAAACCAAGCUCUGAGCCUACUUCAGAAGCAAAUGAAACACCAAAAGCUCGUCCUAUCACAUCCAAGCAAGUGCGAGCUCGAAUCAACAGUAGACGUGUUUCUGAUAAAACAACCAGUGAAAAUGACAAUGAUACGAAAAAGGAGAUCCAAAGUUGUACUGUAACAGCGGAAAAUGGCGAUUCUGACUUUAGUGAUAAGAAGCGAGAAACUGUAGAGGUUUGCAGCGAAGAUGAUCAUCGAGAUUCUGGUAAAGGUUCAGAAGAUGCAAGUCCGAAAAAGCUGCCGUUCCUUGACCAUUUACGAGAUGAAGUUGAACCAGACUCAUUGGAAUCCUAUGAAAUUUAUGGAAAUGUUGAGAUUAGUAAAGACUCUUUGGAGCAUUCGGAAGAUGAAGUAGUCACUGGAGAUAGUCGAUCAACAUCUCAGUUAGAUCAUAUGAUUUCACGUGAAGAUGAUGAUGAAGACAUGAAAAGCCGAUCAUCACCAAUUCAAGAAGAUUCAAAUUUACAGUCAGCCAUGGUCUCUUCUCUAUCAUCUAAUAUGAGUGAAAUGACUAUUAUUUCUGGCGAUAAAAAUGAUGACUCGGCUUCUGAUUUGGAGGUUGCCUCACUUACUUCACGAAUUAACAACAAUCAGAUGUCUAGAUCAAUUGAGAUUUCUCAUGUUGAGGGAUCUAGAAGAAAGUCAACCGACUCUAACGGAUCAUUCAGAACAUUAGAAGCAGAAAUUAAGGCUGCUUGUAUGGAAGAAGAUCGUCAAUCUAUUGGGUCAAGUUCCAGAAAAAGUUCCAUUCUAUCUGAUGCAGAUAAAAGAAGAGAUUCAAUUGUCAAAGAAAAUAUUUUUGCAUCAGAGACUACUUCACAUGGAAAGCAAGAAAUAGAUAAAUCAACGGCUUCAGAACGUAGAAGGAGCUCAAUUAUUGCUGGUGAUGAUGCUUAUCGAAGAGCUAGCAUCUCAAAGGAAGGUGACAAAUUGGAAAGAAAACUUUCCAAAUCAAACGAAUAUCAAAUUGAACAGGAAAUUGAAGAUUCAAAAGUUGAUUCAUUGGAAUUUAAAGAAGAAUCGAUUGAAAGGUUUUCUGAGACGUUGACUCAGAAUGAAAUGCAAAUUAGUAGUGAGAAGAAAAAAGACUCUUCUGGUUCUCUGGAGGAUAAAUUACCAAAAGGAUCCAUUGAAGAAGGUGAAAGCCUAAGAAAAGAUUCCGUAAGAUUGUCUAUUGAUAAGUCAAUGGAAGAGAAGAAAAUUGAGGAAUCAACAAUAAAAAGUGAAAAUGAAACCAGUGGACAGAAUGAUAUUGAACCUAUUGUUCCGGAAAGCAAGGAUAAUGUAAAUGAAGCUGAAGUAAUUUCUAAAGAAACGGAUAUUGAUUCAAAAGAGAUUUUGUCAACUGAGAAGGAAAAGUUACUCAUAGAUUCUUCCAAAUCCCAUUCUGAUGUUUCAUCUGAGUUAUUAUCACAAAGUCGAUCAGAGACAAGCUUGGACAUUGAAUCAACUAAGCAAACAGUUGACGAUAAAAACAAAAUGGUUCAAUCUGCUGACCAAUCUCUAACACAUGGCAGUGAUGAUAGAGAGACAAUGGAAUCAGUUACAGAUUCCCAGCAGAGUGUAAUUGCAAGCGCUGAAUCAACUUCGGAAUCAGAAAAGAAAAGGCAAGAGGAAGAGCAAUUAACAAUAAAAACUGGAGAAACAUUGCGAAAAGAUUCCAUCACUUCGGAAUCCAAAGCAGAAAGCCAGGUAUGUGAUGAAAAUGUUGGUGCAUAUAAAAUAAAUGAAGAACAGCAAAAUUUGAAUGCUGAGAGUGCUUCUUCAAUUGAAACAUCGAAACAAUCGCAAGUUAUUACUUCGGAAGAAAGUGAUAGGAAGAUGUCUGGCGGAAUUUUGUCAUCAAUAGAAACUGAGAAUAAAGAUUUGGAUGAUAAAUUGGAUACAACUGUAGGUGAUUAUAUUAAACAAGAUUCAUUCGCAUCGAGAAAAGAAUCUAUCAAAACUAGUGAUACAUUUUCUUCAAGUGAACCAGCUUCUGAUAAAACAAAGCCUGAGUCACGAAAAAGUUCAUUGGCUUUGGAUGAAACUAAACAACAAAUAACUUCUACUCCAGAUGAAUAUUCAAAUAUUGAUGGUGAUUCUAGACAAUUUCAACAUUCAUUUACUUCACAAGAUACAGAAAUAAAAGGCUCGUCUCAAACUGUUUCCUCUGAUAAAAUCAUAGAAACAAAGGAGGCAAGCUUGAAGAGAGAAUCAGUUUCAGACGUCUUCGAUUUGGAAAGCGAAAAAGACACAAAAAAUAUAGAGAUUGGAUUUGAUGAGGCUGCGAAAACCGAAUCUUCAUUGGGUCAAAUAAAUAGAAAAGAAUCUGUCCAAUUGGAUAAAGAUAGAUCAAGUAUCUCUGGUGAUUCUCGUAAACAAAGCCUUACUUCAGAAGCUAGGAAAUCAAUUGAUUCACCAUUGAGUCCGAUUGAUAGAAAAGAAAGCUUUACACAUGAAGAAUCACAAAUCGGCAGAAAAGAUUCUGUCCAGUUUGAUUUCGAUAAAAGCAAAUCUGUUGAUUCCCGUAGAUCAACUCAAACAGAAAUUCAAUACAAUACUAUGGCUUCAAUGGAAAGUGAUGCAAAAAUUUCUGGUCAAACAUCGUCAUCUAUACAAGACGAAAGGAAAGAAUCUGUACAAUUAGAUCAAGUUAGAUCAAGUAUCUCCGAUGAUUCUCGUAAACAAAGUCUUAGUUCAGAAACUAUAAAAUCAAAUGAAUCGUUAUUGAAUCAAUCAGAUAGAAAAGGAAGCGUGCAAUUAGAAGACAAAAUUUCAGAAGGUGCCACAAAUGAUGAUCGAUCGUCAUCAUCGCAAAUUACAAGAAAAGAUUCUGUGCAAUCUGAUUUCGAUCAACGUCAAUCUUUGGAUUCCCGUAGAUCAACUGAAACGGAAGUCCACUAUAAUACUGCUACUUCAAUGGAAAUCGAUUCAAAAACUUCUGGCCAAACUUCGUCAUCUAUUGAACUCGAAAGAAAAGAUUCUGUUCAAAUGGAUGAAGAAAGAUCAAGUUUAUCUGGAGACUCUCGUAGAUCGACUGAAAUCCACUAUAAUACUGUUACUUCAAUGGAAAGCGAUGCAAAAUUUUUCGAAGAUUCAUCAUCACCUGCGCAAUCUACAAGAAAAGACUCUGUUCAUUUGGAUAAAGACACAUCUAGUAUUUCCGAUGAUAAACGUAAACAAAGCCUUACUUCAGAAUCAAUUGAAUAUUUAUUUAGUCAGCUAGAAAGAAGACAAAGUGAGCAAUUAAAAGAUGCUAAAUCUGAAAGCGAAAAACAUGGAGAUUCAUCGGUGUCUUUUCAAACUUCUCAAACUAUAAGAAAAGAUUCUGUCCAAUUCGAUUUAGAUAAAUCAAAUGUAUCUGGUGACUCCCGUAGAUCAACUGAAACGGAAAUCCAAUACAAAGCUACUAAUGAGUUGGAAAAGGGUACAGCAUCUUUUGGAGACUCAUCAUCUUCGCAAAUCACAAGAAAAGAUUCUGUCCAAACGGAUAAAGAAAGAUCAAGUAUAUCUGCUGAUUCUCGUAGAUCGACUGAAACAGACAUUCAAUAUAAGACAGUGGAAAGUGAUUCAAAAGUUUCUACAGAAACAUCGGCAUCUUCGCAAAUUACAAGAAAAGAUUCUGUCCAAUCAGAUAGAGAACGAUCAAGUAUAUCUGAUUAUCCUCGUAAACAAAGCCUUAGUUCAGCAACUAGGAAAUCAAUUGAUUCUGAUGAAAUCAAAAGAAGAGAAUCAAUCUCACAACAAGAAGAUAAAGUCUUCACUGAUUCCGUUCCAGCCAGUCCUUUAACCAAACAUCAAGAUAAAUCAGAUGAAAUUAUACAAUCAAAUGCUAAACAUGAAGAUUCUUCUAUUGGAGUUGUAGAGACUACAGAAAAUAUUGAGUCCAAAAAUACUCAACAAUCUAAUUUAUUAGAGAAAGUGCCAUUUGACGCAGAAAAUCUCAAUCUUUCAAAAUCAGAAUCUACUCUUUCUGACGAUAAGAAAAGUCAUGAUAUUUCUGGUCAAUUAUCCUCAACAAUUUCAUCCGCAUCCUCAAAUGAGAAAUCUGAUGAGCAAACAAAAGUUACUAUGAGUGAAUCGAUGAGAAAAUAUUCACAAAGCGAAUCUGAUAAUAAAUUUUACACUACAAGCGCAAUUAAAUCCAACGAUGAAACUGAAAAUAAAUCAAUUACAGAGCAUCGUAGAAAGCCAUCCAUUGAUAUGACUGCAAACAAAUUAACAACAACUACAGAUUCAUCUUCAACUGAAUCAAAGACUACAAUCACAACUGAGCAAAUUAAUUUCGGUGCUAAUAUGAUUGGCAGCUCUUAUCUCGGUUCGGAUGCUAGAACCUCAUUUAUCGAAACAAAUAUCCAAAAAGAAGUUGUUGAUGAAACAAAAGCAAUUGUAGCUGAAAUUGACGAUGCAGCUAGAAAAAGCAUGUUAGUUGAUAAAUCUAUUUCACUCGACUCAAUCGACUCAACUGACUCAAUAAAACAAUCAACUGGUGAUAAAGUCACAAACAAGUCAACAACGUCUGGCAAUACUCUGGUUCAAUCCGGUGACUCUUUUGCUCAACAAACAAGUGAAUUAAAAAGAGAAUCUUUUUCCAAAAUCGAGGCUAACAAUCAACUUUAUUCAACUUUAACUGAAUCCUUCGAUGACAUCCAAGUAGACUUGCAAAGUACCAAAAGUUCCAAUCUGACUUCGUCCAAUUUUUCUGAUGCAAAGUUUUUAAACAAAUCCGAAUCAUUGUCAUCAGAAAACGCUACUCACAGCACUAAAUUUGAUACUGUCAUGUCUAUUGACGAAGAGACUUAUUUUUAUCUUGAAGAUUCUGAUUCAUUAGCUCAAGAUGGUCAUUCAAUGGCAUCAAUAUCAUCAGACAAAAGAGUAACCAAAGAGGGUGAAAAUAAUAAAAUAACUCUUUCUGAAACAUCAGCUUCACACAGCUCCACUACUCAAAAACAUGAAGACUUAACCUCAUCUACACCAGAAACAAAGCUGUUUAAACUUUGCGAAUUCUCGUCAUUUUCGGAAGCUGAACAACCAGCCAAAACUAUCGAAACUAGUCAAAAAUCUCAAAUGGAAACGAAAGAUUCAAAGUUGACUGAUUCAUCCCAUGAAAGUCGUGUUGAAAAAGACGGCAAUAAAAUUUCAGGAAACUUAGUAUCCGAUUCUGUCCAAGAAAAAAUGAUUAUAAAGUCAAGCGAUGAAUCAGGUUCAACUGUCAUGAUAGAGGAAAGAUCAAGUAUUGAUUAUAAGCCAUUCACUUCCUUUUCUGAAUCCUCUUUCGGCUCAUCAUCUGCAUCAAGUAGAACAAACCAGACAAAAGGGAAUUCAGAAAAUUUGAUGAGUUUGAAAGAGGAAAUGGAUAAAUCUAGAUCUUCGAGUGAGGAAUCAAAACUUAAAACCUCUGACGAAGCUUUAUCAGGGAAAAUUUUGAGUUCAUCUGUGUAUUCCGGAGCAUCGCACUACACAGAGGAAGAGCAAUUUGAAUCGGGAUAUGCACCUUUUGCAAAAUGUGUUGGUAUAAAGAAAAUUCCUUCUCAACCUGAACCAGACUCAUGGACUAACGUGGUUUCAACGACUAAAUCAUUUACCGUUGAAUCAAGUGAUCAAUUAGAGGGGGAAGAUCGUCAUCAUACAAAGCAGUAUGAAGUCGAUGAAGGGGUCGAAGAGAAAAUGAAAUCACCGACAUUAUCUAAUCAAUCGUCUGCCAAACUCGUAUCUCCAACAUUAUCACCACUGCCUGGUCAAAGCUUUGAUAAAUUAUCUCGUGAUAUUGUUGACAAAGGAGUUUCUUUAAGGUCCAUGGCUGCAACUGAAUUGGCCUCUUCAAUUGUUCACCUUGAAACUUCGGUAUCCAAAGUCACCACUAACUUGAAUUUACCUGAAGUAAUUAGUGAAGAGGCAGGCAGCAAAGGGGAAGAAAGUCCAGAUUUAUCGUCUCCUAAACAAUCAACCAGUGAUUUCAUUGCCAAAGUUGAAACUGCCCCAGGAGCAGGAACAUUGGCUACAACAUUCCCAACAGCAGGGGAAAUGCCUUCCGUUCAUUUACGCCGAUCAGCACAAAUGGCGGGUCAAGUUUUGUACGAGGUUCCAGACGAGGAAGAUAAUGUAGAAUCACCUUUAUCAGAAAAGAAACCAGUCGGCCUUGCCAGGGGAACCACCAGUUCCGUAGAGUUUCCCGAGGUUCUUCACAUUUCCGAGGAAACUACACCUUCAACUCCGUCAGAAACUCAAUCACCUAGAGAUGCAAAAUCCUUAACUCAAACGACAACGGUUACAACAACAUCAAUGGACAUAACAUCACCUGAAGAUUCAAAGUCGGGAUUGUGCUGUUUUCCGCGGUCUAUUGAGUUGGAUGGAAUCAAGAAGGGAAAGGAGGAAAAAGUGACCUCAAGUACCAGUGAAACAACCACUCGUGUUGUAACCCAAUCUCAGAGUCUAACCGAGGAACAGAAGAAAGAGAAAGAAGCAACUCUCAAAGAAUGGGGAACUCCUCUUGGGCUUCCAAAGCCAACCGAUGCAAAUGACUCUAAAGGAGCCAGAUCAGCGUCCAAAUCUCGUGCUAUUUCGUCCGAUAGAACUGGUGCUUCUCGAAGUUAUUCUUCUCGUCGUUCUGGCUCAUCAAGUGACAUCAAACCAAUUUACCUUGAUUUGGCUUACAUUCCUCAUCAUGGUGAUCGCCAUUACUGUAAUGCUGAUUACUUUAAGCGAAUCCGAGCUCGUUAUUAUGUUCUUAGUAGUGUUAAUCCAUCUAAAGAGGUUUUGGAUGCCUUAAUUGAAGGUAAAAAAAGUUGGGAAGAUAAAGCUGCUGAGGUAACUCUUAUUCCAAGCCAUGAAACGGAAGCUUUGUGUUUAUGGAUGGCAACUAAUCAGCAAACAUUGGAAGAUCUCAACAUUGAUGUGGCUCCGUCAGCUUCAAGAUGUUCAGUCAUCUUGCAGGAUCAAGAAAGCAGUUGCUCAGCUUAUCGAGUUGAGUUUUAAGACAUUUAAGUGUCUUGUUUACUCGAUUGAAUCUCCUUCCCAAUCAAUCCCUUCAUGAAGUGGGAAGAAAAAUCAAGUAAUUUCUCAUUUAAAUAUCGUCAGAUGCUUUGUUCCCCAGUCAUACAAUUAUCAAUGAUUGUUAUCAUUAUUGUCGACAUUAUAAUUAUUAUUAUUCUUAUUCUUCUCAUUAUUAUUCAGACAAUAAUUAUUAUCAUUAUUAUUAUUCCCAUUAUAAACCUCUUUUGGAGUUAACUCAAUGGCUUGGAGAAACAGAUUGGCCAAUUGAUGGUGGAUCAAGAUUCAACUCUCCUGGUUGAUUGAAUUGUCGCUGCUAGCUACAUGGAGAUGAAUCUAUCUAGUAUUAAUGAUUACUAGGUGUGAAAUCAUUAACCAAUAUUUGAGAUACGGUUGAAUCAGGGUUACAUUGAAAUCAAUCUAGGUGAUUGUAAUUAUGUGAUCAGAGGUAUCCUAUUUUGCAGAUAUUAGUGAUAAAGGGUGUAACGCGUAAAAAGUUUAAAUUAUCUAAGAUUGAUAAGAAUGAAGAUGAAGAUGACAAUGAUAAGAAUGUUGCCGGACAGAGAAAUAGACACAAAAUGGACAUUCUUAUCAAUGUCCUCUUCGUCUUCAUUCUUAUCA